ACUUUAGAUUUUUUUGAUAAUGGCAGAGGUGGGUAAUUUAGAUACAUAUUUAAGGGGUUACUUUAGUCUGUUUUUAUAAUGGCAGAGCUGGGUAAUUUAGUAGAAAAUAUAAUAGAUCCAAUGACUAUUAUAAUUAGAUUAGAGAGUUGCUGGAUCGAUGGCUGAAUGUUUAUAAUUUUUGUGAGAAAUUUCUAGAAUUUUUCUUUUUUUUAGAGUGUUCACUUAGGAUCCUAGGUGGCUUCACAUAGAGGCUUGAAAUGAGUUUCUAAUUAGUAAUAGUAAGAUCUUUAUCAUAUAAAUAAGGACACUGCUAAUUUACAGCCGGCCGUAAAGUAGACCAGCCGUACGGCCGCCCCGAUAAUGGGUGUACGCAUGCAUGUGAGAGACAAGGAGAGAAGAAAAAAGUACAUGUAUGCACAUAAUUUUGAAGAUAAAAAUAUUAUAGUUUCAAAAUCGAGCAUCGAAAAUCAAAAUCUGAUUGCACAGUUGUGUUUGUUUUAAUAAAAGCUUCAAAAAAAGAUCUCACACCACUAUGUUUUAAUGAUAUAUUCUUUUUUGAGAAAAAAUACCUUUUCACGUAUUCUAAUUUGCUUAUGAUGUUUGCAAAAAUUGCUUAUGGAUUUACAUAAUAUUGCUUCGCAUGCUUGAGUUCAGUUAAGUGGGUAUUAAUGUUAUAAUGUUGUAAAGAUAGAUUGUUUGGUGUUAUUAGUGGAUAAGGGUAAACAACUUUGUUAGGUAGGUGAAUGUUGAUUGCAUGGAUCAAUACUAGGCAACUUUAGCAAAUUGGUUUAGCAUUUUAACUAAUUUAUUUUGUCAUUUUUUCAUUGUACAUAAAGCAAUUUAUGUGUCUUCGAAAAUAUUGUCAAAACAUAUUGAAGUGGGGUCUUGUUUUGAAGGUCUCAUCGAAAGAGAUAUAAUUGUGCAAUCGGAAUUUGAAUUUGAUGUAUAGUUUAGAAACUACAAUUUUUUAAGUUUCAAAAUCGUUUGCACGUGUACUUUCCGUGAGUCGGAGUGCGCCAAUUUAAGCUGCUGUGCAGUAGAGCAAACGUACGACCGGCGUUAAUAAAGUCAUUACCUAUAAAUAAAUUAUUGGUUUAAAAAUGUGAGAUAAAGUAGCACCUAGAGUCCUAGACAUAGAGGCCAUACUCUCAAGUGGAAAGGCCUGAAUGGUUAUUUCGCGGAAGCUCCAGCGGUAAAGUAGAAUCAAUAAAGACGUAGUAUAUAUAACUUCAUAACUAGCGGCAGUAGUAUAUCCUGUUGUCUCAUCGAAUUUUCUUUAGCGAGCACACCAUGCAUGGGAACUGAUUAUUAAGAAGUAAUUAAUGGACCAAACUAAGAGCCGCCAUUAGGAACCAAUUAAAACCACUGCAAGGAUCGAUGCAUGCAAACUCGAAUACAUUUUGGAAUCAGAUGCUGUCGCCUGUGGUGGCCCCCUUCAGUGCGCAAACACGAGCUGAUCGUCCCACUGGCCAUUGCUGACUCUCGUACUACCAGAAUACUUUGGCUGACUCUCGUACUAGCUGUCAUUGAUGAGUAUAUGGAGAGUCGUCUUCAUCCUUUGGCUGCUUCAAUGGGACCGGAUCUCCAGCUGGAGUAGUACGCAUCUGUUCGGAGACUAUCUCUAAUCAACGACCCAACAGGCGACUUGACGCCGAAGCACUUCAACAUCUGCCAUUGUCCACUUUGCAUCCCAUGCAUCCUUAUCUUUACUCUCUUCUUUUUAUUCAUUCAUAUUCUGACAUAAUACUUUUUAGUAUUUAUCCCAGGUUGAACAAUACUUUAUCCCGGCCGCGAGGAAGAUUAUAUUUCUACCCAUGCUAUGCUAUGGACUGCAAGGAUGGAGUCAGGCAUGUGGCCAGGGGCGGAGAGAAGGCAUGGUGGGGAUGGGGUGUAUGAGUUCCAAGCAACAUGCGUUCGGAGCUCGUGAAUGCCAAUUUCAAAUUCCGAGGUUGAAUAUCUACCAAUGAUGUGGUGUAUGAGUAUGGGGCACAACAAUGGAGGCAGAGAAGGCAAGCAAGCAAAUCCAGAAAGAAGAUUGCAGAUAAGAACCUACAAAAAAGGAUAGACAUGACAAAUUACAGGAAAACAUAAUCCAAAGAGAAACAGAUUAUGAUCAGGAAAACAUAUCUACUGAAGGAAGACAGAUUCAACAGGUACUUUAAACUACUGCUGCAUUAGUAUCUUUGGGAUUUUGCGACACAUUUGAAAUACCUGGAACUGACAUAAAAACCAUUGGUUAUAGGAAACUGAAGCAACAUAUGCAGGUCUGGAGACAAACUGUACUCAAAUGCAAAAUUAUGAUGCAGGUGAAAGUAAUUUCAUGCAGGUGGCUGAUUCAACUUUUGAUAGUUCUCAAAUGAGUUGUAGUCAAAUGCUUCGUCAAAUGAUGACAACACAAAACAUGUCUAGUAUAAAUGAUGAACAAUCAACAUAUCUCAUGGAUGCACCUAUAGACAGCUUUACAAGAAUGCUAACAGAGCCAUAUUAUUUUGAGAACAACAUGGUGAUUACAGCAAGUAGGAUAGGUGAAGAAACAACUGAUUAUACAUAUGGCAACACAUUUGCCAAAUCGAAUGUGCCAUCAAACGAGUGUGACAACACAAGCAACAAAGAGGCAAGCACAUUGAACUGCAACAGUGAGAUUGAAAAUUUGGAUCCUACCGAGGAAGAACUUGAGGAACACUGGUACAUCGACCUAUUCAAGCGUAUAGAACAUAGUGAGGAAGGCAUGCGGCAGCAAAUACAUGGAGAAAGAGAAGAAGAAGAUGAACAAGAACAAGAACAAGAAGAUGUUGUGAACAAUACAAACAAAAAUACUUCUCAAGAUCAGCAAACAGAACAGCUUGAAGAGGAAGAUGUUGAAAACUUCUUGGAAAAUGAAAGAAUAGCAUCAAGUCAGGAGAAAGUUUCAGAAAUAGAUAGUCAAUAUGUUCCGCAUGAGGGGAUGGAAUUUAGUCCAUCAAGUGAAGGUCAUAAAUUCUUCAAUUACUAUGGUUAUUUGGCUGGAUUUGCAGUAGUGAUAGCUCAUCAUGCACGGACACAAAGCAGGAAAAGAAACAAAGAGAUCAUAAGAAUCACCUACAAAUGCAACAGACAAGGAAUGCAAGACACAUCAAAAGAGGGCAACACACAAGAGGAAGAGAUAAUUGCAGAAAGAGAUACAAAUGUGCUAGUGAAGACAAACUGCAAGUGUUGUAUGGUAAUAUCAGAAAGAAAAGGCAUAUGGAGAGUUACAAGGCUGCAGCUAGAGCACAAUCAUCCAAUGAGUCCAGGGGCAAAGUAUUUUAGAGCACAUAAAAAUAUGACAGACCAGGAAAAGAAGAUGAUAAGGACACUACAUGAAUGCAAUAUACCAACCAAAAAAAUGAUGUACCUUUUAUCAUUUCUUCGUGGCAGUCUUGGGGCAACACCCUACAGAGACAAAGACAUCACAAAUUACAGAGGUAAAAUUAGUAGAGAGACAAAUCAGAAUGACAUGAUGCAAGCGCUCAUGUACUUGACAAAGAAAAAAGAGGAAGAUCCAAGUUUCUAUUUCAGGUUUUUAGUGGAUUCAACCCACAAGGUUAAGUGCAUAUUUUGGACAGACCCAAGAUCAAUCAGAUACUAUCAAAAUUUUGGGGAUUGUGUGAGUUUUGACACCACAUACCUGACAAACAAAUAUCGCAUGCCGUUUGCGCCCUUUGCUGGUAUCACGGGCCAUGGACUCACUUGUAUCUUUGGUUGUGCACUAAUUUCUGAUGAGACCACUAACACAUUCAAAUGGCUUUUCCAAACAUUCCUGGAAGCAGUUGGUGGCAAAGAACCCAUCUCAAUCAUGACAGAUCAAGAUGGGGCAAUGAGGUCAGCAAUAGCACAGAUUUUUCCGAACGCCAGUCACAGAAGUUGUGUGUUUCACAUCAAGUACAAGGCUGAAUUGAAAUGUGGUAGGCGCCAUAUAAAGAAAAUCUUAGAGAGGAAUUCAAAGACAUUAUAGACAACUCAUUGACAAAAGAAGAAUUUGAGACACUAUGGCAACAAAUGAUACAAAAGCAUGAGAUACAACACAUAAAGUAUUUCCAGGAUAUAUACAACACUAGAGAGACAUGGGCACCGGUAUGGUUCAAGCAGGAAUUCUAUCCAUUCAUAAAUACAACAUCAAGAAGUGAAGGUACAAAUGCAAGAUACAAGAGAAAUGUCGGUCCUCAAUACAGCAUUACAAGCUUCCUAAAAGAGUAUGAAAGAAUUCAAGAGACAAUAUAUGACAAUGAGAGACAAGCUGAUCAUGAGACAAACAUCAAGAAAAAAUCUAAGUUGUGGUCAAACUAUUGCAUAGAACAACAAGCACAGGAAGCUUAUAACUUGAAAAUAUUCAAGAAAUUCCAAUGGCAACUUAGGUGUGCGACUAAACUACAAGCAGAUGAGUUGGAGAAAGGCAAGCUCUACAAAGUUUACACAACACCAGAUCAUCCAUUCAAAGAGUUCAGAAGUAGAACAUACAUAGUGGCUGCGGAUCAACAAAAUCAAGACUUCUCUUGUAUCUGUGCAAAGUUCCAAAAAGAUGGUAUGUUAUGUUGCCACAUCCUGAAAGUAAUGGUAAAUAAUGACAUCAGCAAGAUACCAGAGAAGUAUAUUAUAGAUAGAUGGAGAAAGAAGGAGCAAAAGAUGUUCUGCAACAGACCAAUAAACUUACCUAUAGAGGCUACUGCUCUCAGAUACAAUAAUCUUUCACUCAUGGCAGCGGAAAUGAACUCAGAGGGAUCAAAAACAGAAGAAAGAUACAGCUACCUCAGCAAAGAGAUAGACAUAAUCAUAAAGGAAUUAAAGAAUAUGGAUUCAGAAAAACAACCAGAGGCAAAGGAACAAUCAAAUGGUUCAACAAAUAUCAACAACCCACAGACAAACUCAAUCAUAAUAUUGAAAGAUCCAGAUAUUGCUGCAACAAAAGGGAGACCAUCAAAAUCAAACAAAAGAAAAAAGCCAAUAUCAGAGCAAAUGAGGAGUGGAAAGAAGAAAUAUAACUGCCAAAAAUGCAACGGUUUAGGGCACAAUACAACAACAUGUACAACAAUAACUCAAGCCAAAGGUAAAGCAGGUGCAGCAACAGCAAAAUAAAAAAAAGCAACACAAACAAGGCAAAUACAGUUGCAGAAGAAACAGGAUGAAGCUACAAAAAAAUAUGGCGGAGCUGAUAAAUUCAUAGUUAUCGAUGAAUUUCUCAUAGAUUGUACUAGAUUGCUAUGUAUGUAAUAUGUAAGCUUUUACAAUGGUUUCGAGCCCAAAGUUCGUAAGUUUUUUUGUCUAGGACACUAUAUCAACUAAUAACAAGACAGCGGUAUUUUUUGGUCACAAAAAUACAAUGUGUUAUUUGUG
Molecule: messenger RNA, 5349 nt
Organism: Panicum virgatum (switchgrass)
Lineage: Eukaryota; Viridiplantae; Streptophyta; Magnoliopsida; Poales; Poaceae
Product: protein FAR1-RELATED SEQUENCE 5-like
Exons: 7
Coding region: 2288-3973 (561 amino acids)
Biological process (GO): regulation of DNA-templated transcription
Source: RefSeq, a predicted model, not a curated record